Lingula anatina is the source of this 3242-nucleotide messenger RNA. Its product is annotated as apoptosis-resistant E3 ubiquitin protein ligase 1-like. NCBI's taxonomy places the organism in Eukaryota, Metazoa, Brachiopoda, Lingulata, Lingulida, Lingulidae. Gene Ontology annotation, cellular component: cytoplasm; cytosol. The record is from RefSeq and is a predicted model, not a curated record. Gene Ontology annotation, biological process: protein polyubiquitination; negative regulation of apoptotic process; ubiquitin-dependent protein catabolic process. Gene Ontology annotation, molecular function: ubiquitin protein ligase activity.
UUUUAUGGAGGAAGGGUCUACCCAGUCUCAGACGCUGACAAUUUGUCUAUAGAAAUUGAGCACCAAAGUGACACACACUUCCCUCCAGUAACGUGUGCUGUUGAACUAGGACAUCCCGAAGUGCACAUCGCUUCAGUCUCCUUUACCGUCAGACGUGCUGGGACGUAUUACAUCCAUGUAAAGCGCGAUGAGGUUCCCAUCAAAGGGAGUCCAUUUGAAAAGUUUUUCCAGUCAGGUCCUAUGAACCCAUCCAAGACUAGAGUAGUGACUAACUGCCCUACAAUUGUUUGUACACAGCACCAAAGAUAUGCACUUUAUGUUGAACCAAAGGACAGUUAUGGGAAUCUGUGUACACAGCUAGCAAUAGAAAAACAACUUCAGCAAGAUAAUUGUGGACUGCAAUUUAGUUUUAAAGAAGCUGGCACAGAUGAAGAUGCCCAGGUUCACACACAACUGCUGUAUGAAGCUCCUGUUGGUCUGCUGGCAGCUAAAAUAAAAUUCUACAGUCCUGGGUGUUUUACAGGCAGCAUUUCUUACCAAGACACACCAGUCUGUAACGGGGAGUUUAGUGUGGUGGUUUUGAAAGAAGAUGAAGCAGUCCUGGUUAAGAAAAAUAUUGAGAAAAAGAAAUACAAGUGCUAUUAUGAGGCUCGUUUACUAAGUUUGUGCAAUGAGCGCUUUUCAAAGGCCAAAAAAGUUUACCUUUAUAUUUCACCCAGGACUCUGAAAGUUUAUGAAUAUUAUUUGAAGAUCAUCCCAAAAUUAAUCACUGCAUUUAGAGUGUGUCCAUCCACAAAGUUUUUGUUUGAUGGGAUGAACAAUCAGUAUGAUGCUCCUGUGUUUAUCAUAGAAGAUAGCACACAGCCCCAAGUUGAGCUUGCCAGUAAAGAUAGAAGCUUAAUCGUUGCCACUUUUACUAACCACCUUAUAAAGAAUAUUGGGGGUUCACAGUCUUUCAAAGAAAAACAAGAAUUUUUCUAUAGUGAAAUGAGAAGUCAUCAUCAGAAGCAUCAACACACCAAGGUGACACUUAAGAUUGACAGGAGUAACUUUUUUGAAAGUUCAUUUAAAGCCACCAAAGGGUUCAACAUUGCUGACUGGUGCAAGAAUUUUGAGAUUCAGUUCAUUGGGGAACAAGGUCUGGAUUGGGGUGGAUUGAGGAGGGAAUGGUUUCAUCUCUUGUGCAUUAACAUUUUUGAUCCCAGUAAAUCCAAGCUAUUCAGGAGAUUAAAGAAAGAUGACCCCCAGGGACUUGUUCUGCCCAACCCAAAGAGGCCAGAAGACCUGAAGCUGAAAUACUAUGAAUUUGCUGGGAAAGUUGUGGGCAAGAUUCUGUAUGAAUCUGCCCUAGGAGGCUCUUACAAACAGCAAGUCAGUGCUAAGUUUGCACGGUCAUUCUUGGCCCAAUUGAUUGGGUUACGUGUCAAUUACAAGUACUUUGAACAAGAUGAUCCAGAUCUGUACACCACCAAAAUCAAGUAUGUUUUAGAGAAUGAUCCCGCAGAUAUGGACAUGCAUUUUGUGGAGGAGGAAUACAAUGAGAAAAAUGAGCUUGAAAGGACAGUUAACUUGAUCCCCAAUGGAGCUCAGGUGCCAGUGACCAAAGCCAACAGACACCAGUACUUGGAUGCUUUGGCACAAUAUCAGCUGGCAACUACAAUAAAGGAGGAAAUGGAAGCUUUUCUGAAAGGACUUAAUGACUUGGUGCCUGAUAACUUACUCAGCAUUUUUGAUGAAUAUGAACUAGAGCUUUUGAUGUGUGGCACAGGCUCAUAUAGCCUGGAUGACUUGAAAAAUAAUGUGAAUAUCUGUGGAAAUUCAUAUUCAUUCAACAGGACUUUGAAUUGGUUCUGGACCAUCAUUGGAAGUUUCACAACAGAAGAAAUGGCACGUCUUGUUCAGUUCACUACAGGAAGUUCCCAGCUGCCACCUGGUGGAUUUGGCUCCCUUUCCCCAACUUUUCAAAUCUCGCCUGCUUUGUCUUCUGGAAGUUUGCCUACUGCUCAUACUUGUUUCAACCAGUUGUGCCUUCCAGACUAUGACACCUUGGAUCAGUUCCACCAAGCUCUACUGCUGGCUAUUAAUGAGGGCAAUCAGGGAUUUGGGAUGAUCUGAUUCCUGUAACUGUUACAGUAUAUUUAUAAUGCAAAAAUGAAAUUACAAUGCAGAGAUUGCUGAAUAAGAUCUACUUGUAGGAGGUUUCAGAAAAAUGUAAAAAUCACUUAUUUGUGUUCAGAUUACUGUUAUAGUAAGUCACUGUUUUUAAAUAACACAAAUGUCAAAUGGUUAAAAAGAAUAGUCUCUAAGUGCAAAUAUACUCCAAUAUUUCUAUCAUUUAUUUUAAUACUAGGCAUACAUAUUCUGUAUUUUGCUAUUGUAAAAGCCAAAUUAUGUUUAAAUUUCAGAUUUUUAGACUUUUAUGUUACAAUUUGUUUUGCAAUAUAUAUGAUAUCAGACAAAAAUAGGAGUAAAAGUGUUUGUUAUCUGUGUUGAUCCCAUUUGUUCGCUCAGUAAUCUCUUGUACUUUAGACAUUUUUCAAUUUUUAUUUUUGAAACUUUAUAAAUGUUGUGAAAUUGAGAUUUAUGUAUAGGUAUAAAUGCAUCAUUUAUUUAUAAUUGUAUCUUGCUUCUCAUUAAUAUUAUUAUUAUUUGUUCUAUUUAUCAAUAAUAUUAAGGAAUUUACAAAUAUAUUUUAUAGAUAAUCUCCCAGUGAAUUGGAUACUAAGAUAGAUUUCAUUUAUUGGUAAGGUGAUAGAUUAAAACUAAGUAUGAAAAGUAGUUUGAUUUUACUUGAAACAAAAAUACUUUUUUUAAUUCUGCAAUUAUAUUUCCCACAUGCUGCGUAAACCCCAAUUUGAUUACGCUAUUUUUGUUCAGCAUUCAAUAAAAAGUGAAUGAUAAGUGGUUAAAGUUUGAUGUUUUGUCCACUGGGGCAAGUUGAUGCGAUUGGCAUGAGGAUUUGUAUGUUUGGAUUCCCGGUAUCCAGUUAGUCAAGUCUCACACACACACAAACUCCUGUAGUGUUAAGUGUAGAAUAUAAAAAUGCAUCUAUAUUUUGUAGACUAUUUUAUUUGACGGACAGUCUUGUGUAUUUAUUAAUAUUAUACGUUAUCUGUAGCCAUUGUAAGUGCAAUCAUGUCGGAAUAUCAGUGACAUCAAUAUGAAAAACGUGAAAGAUAAACUUUGUUCUUUUUUUAAUCGAAAACUUGUGAAAAAUAAACGGCGGUCUUGUAGCGUAACUA